Molecule: messenger RNA, 2397 nt
Organism: Papaver somniferum (opium poppy)
Lineage: Eukaryota; Viridiplantae; Streptophyta; Magnoliopsida; Ranunculales; Papaveraceae
Product: ABC transporter G family member 9-like
Exons: 4
Coding region: 268-2145 (625 amino acids)
Cellular component (GO): membrane
Molecular function (GO): ATP binding; ATP hydrolysis activity; ABC-type transporter activity
Source: RefSeq, a predicted model, not a curated record
GCACGUAUUACGUAAUUCAAAACAAUAAAUCCUGUUUAAGAGCCGUGAAAUUAGUGUUCUCUAAAACAAACCACCACAUCACCCGCUCAUCUUCUUCGCAUGAAAAUUUCAGACGUAUAAUCUUCGUCUUUUUCUUCUUAUUCCUUCUAUAUUCUGAUUCAUACGUUGUAAUCAAAUUUUCCAUCUUCUUCUUCUUGGUGGUUUUUUCACUAUAAGAAGAAGAAGAAAGCUAGUCUUCUUUUAAGUUAGGAAACGAGAGAGAGACAAAUGGAGAGUGAGUUACCUUUGACGGAUUUAGAGUCUCAGAAUAAAUCUGUGGCCGAAGAUGAAGUUCAAUCCAUUUUCAAGAAAGCUAAUCGUCAGGUCACAUUGAAGUUUGAAGAUGUCGUUUACAAGAUCAAGAUACAAAAGAAAGGAUUUUUUAAUAUCAAAUCAGCAAAAUCUGCUGAAAGAAUGAUCUUGAAAGGUGUUACAGGUACAGUGUACCCUGGUGAGAUGUUAGCUAUGUUGGGUCCAUCAGGUAGCGGGAAAACGACACUCCUAACAGCAUUAGGUGGAAGACUUGGUGGGAAGCUUAGCGGGAGCAUAACCUAUAAUGGAAAACCCUUUUCUAAUCCCAUGAAACGAAAUACGGGAUUUGUGACCCAAGACGAUGUUCUCUACCCACAUCUUACUGUCACUGAGACCCUAGUCUUCACUGCUCUAUUGAGAUUACCCAAUACCUUGACUAAAGAACAGAAGGUAAUGCAUGCUGAAGCAGUGAUAACUCAGCUUGGUUUAACUAAGUGCAAGAAUAAUAUUAUAGGUGGGUCUUUACUCAGAGGUGUUUCAGGUGGAGAAAGGAAAAGGGUAAGUGUUGGGCAAGAGAUGUUGAUUAAUCCAAGUCUAUUGUUUCUCGACGAACCGACUUCUGGUCUUGACUCAACAACGGCGCAGAGGAUCGUAUCGACGCUGUGGGAACUAGCCAAAGGUGGGCGAACGAUAGUUAUGACAAUACAUCAACCAUCAAGUCGUUUGUUUUAUAUGUUUCACAAGGUUCUUUUGUUAUCCGACGGUAAUCCUCUGUAUUUUGGGAAGGGAUCCGAAGUUAUGGAUUACUUUUCGAGUAUUGGUUAUGCUCCAAUGGUUGCUAUGAAUCCUUCUGAUUUUCUUUUGGAUCUUGCUAACGGUGUUUAUAAGGACGAGGAAGGAGAAGACCAAGCAUCUAUAAAGGAAAACCUGGUCACAGCAUAUAGGACUAGUCUUGCUGAUAAAUUGAAAGGAGAGGUUGAAGCAGAGAUUCAGUUCCUCGAUAGUAGUGGAGACGGCAAAGAAUUUGGGAGGUGGAGUACAACUUGGAUUCAGCAGUUUUCGGUGUUACUCAGGAGGGGGAUCAAGGAACGGAAGCAUGAAGCAUUUUCUGCCUUAAAGAUUGGUCAAGUCUUGGUUGUUGCUUUACUUGCUGGAGCCCUAUGGUGGCAGUCUAGUAUUGCCCACCUCCAAGAUCAAGUGGGUCUACUAUUUUUCUACUCAGGAUUUUGGGGUUUCUUCCCUCUCUUUCAAGCUAUAUUCACCUUUCCUCAAGAGCGUAUGAUGCUAAUGAAGGAACGGUCAUCAGGAAUGUACCGGCUUUCAUCUUACUUCUUUUCGAGAAUAGUCGGUGACCUUCCGAUGGAACUUGUUCUACCCACAGUAUUUGUAACAAUAACCUACUGGAUGGCAGGGCUAAAGCAUACACCAAUAAACUUCUUCCAUACACUGUUUGUUCUUCUUUACAGUGUCUUGGUUUCCCAAGGCCUUGGUUUGGCUAUUGGUGCACUUGUAAUGGACCUAAAAUCUGCAACAACACUUGGAGGAGUUCUUAUGUUGACGUUUCUUCUAGCAGGUGGAUAUUAUGUACAACAUGUACCCAAGUUCAUUGCUUGGAUCAAGUAUGUAUCACUUAGCCAUUACCAAUUCAAGCUCUUGUUGGGGUCUCAAUACGCAGAGAAUGAUACUUUUCCGUGUGGACCACCGAAUGUGAGUUGCAGAGUGGGUACCUUCCCAAUGAUUCAGAUGGUUGGUCUUGACGGUCAAUUGAGCUCUGUCAUAGCAAUGCUUGUCAUGCUGGUUCUUUAUAGACUCAUCGCAUAUCUGGCUCUGAUGAGGGUUGGUGUGACAAAGUAAAAGACAACUUAGCUUUGUUUAAGCUCAUGCACUUAUUAGCUAUCAUCGCCUUGAGGAUAUAUACGUAUUACAUAGUCCCCCUGAUUAAAUGACUAUAGCUUAGCCUCGUGUUUUUGUUUAUUUUUAUAAUCUAUAUUUGAAAGAUGAAGAAAUUGUAGUUUUAAAUUUUGUAUGUUUUAGUUUUCUGAAUGAGAGACUUAUAUGUAUAGCAGUUCAAGCUAAAAGUUAGUAAUGUAUUUUUCUCAAAUUCAA